AUGAAUUUCCUAGACCUAUUUAAGAAGCAAACAAGCCCAGCAGACGAUGCGCCAGAUCCAUAUGCCGAUGACAUUGUCUAUCCAGUUCAUAUCCUAGAUGAUACGAAAACUUUUCGUAGCAUCCUGAUCACAUGGACUCUAGUUUUCAACGACGUCCUGAACGCAGACAAGCUCCGAUCCUCGCUAGCCAACCUCUUAGAAACAGGAGAUUGGCGAAAACUGGGAGGCCGAUUACGACUCAAAGACGAUGGCAGACUAGAAAUUCAUGUCCCACCCACCUUCACUCCUUUGCGCCCUGCCUUCACUUACACCCACACUACUAUCGAAUCCUCCAUCCAACAACACGAACUAGCCAAGAAACUCCCUAUCAAGCCCACCGGAGCCAUCUCAACAUGCCCCGGGCCAACAGACUUCAACGACCUCGCGACUUCACCCUCUGCACCCAUGACCAUCGAGGACCUGCUUGCUGGAGACACACCACAGAUAUCAGUACAUAUCACAUCCUUCACCGACGCUACGCUCGUAGGUUUAUCAUGGCCGCACACGCUCAUGGAUGUCAUGGGCCAGGCAGCUUUUCUCUCAGCAUGGUCGAGCGUAUUAGCCGGUCGAGCGACCGAAGUACCGCCUGUGCUUGGUGCGCAGGAAGACGUAUUACUAGCGUUGACCGACGACGCUACCAGCGCACCACAGGAAGAAUACGUGCUAAAGUCCAAGCAGUUAAAGGGUCUCGCUUUUGUCAAGUUUGGAGCCAGGUUCGCGUGGGAUAUGUUGACGGGGGCGAAACCCUUGACGCAAACAAUACAUAUACCCAAGAGCGUUGUGACGACGUUGAGAGCAAGAGCAGAGGCUGAUCUGACUAACUUCCACAUCAGAGCCACCACCACAGCAGAGCAAGGAGAGAACAAGAUGCCUUUUAUCAGCGACGGCGAUAUCCUCACUGCAUUCACCUUACACUGUAUCGCCUCCUCACUCCCCGCCCCGCGCCCCUUGACCGCCCUCCACGCCAUGAACGCCCGAUUCCGCCUCCCAUCCCUAAUCAACGCGAAAGGUGUACAUGUCUCCAAUAUGCUAGUCCCCGGCUUCACUUUUCUAGACCCCGCCAUGUCUACCGGCCCACUCGGUCCCAUGGCCCUGCAUAACAGACAAAAGCUUCUAGAACAGGCCACAGAAGCCCAAGUCCUGGCCAGUCUGCGUGAACAGAGAGUGAGUGGGGAUCCGAGUACGCUGCUUUAUAGCGAUGCGGACGCGUUGUUGGUGCCGUUUACGGAUUGGACAAAGGCCAAGUUUUUUACUUCUGCUAUUGACUUUUCUCCCGCUGUGGUACGAGCGGGUGGUGGUGAUGGUGAUGGUGGUACGGAGGGAAGGUGCAAUCCACCUGGCACACCAGUGUUUCAUCAUGCGUCGAGCAGGAGACCGAAUCCUACGGCGAGGUUGCUGGUGCAUAUACUGGGGAGGGAUUAUGGUGGGGGUUAUUGGCUUACUUUGACUAUGAGUCCGGCGGCUUGGGAGAAGGUUGAGGAGGAGUUGAAGGAGUUGAGUUGA
Molecule: messenger RNA, 1542 nt
Organism: Alternaria arborescens
Lineage: Eukaryota; Fungi; Ascomycota; Dothideomycetes; Pleosporales; Pleosporaceae
Exons: 2
Coding region: 1-1542 (513 amino acids)
Molecular function (GO): acyltransferase activity, transferring groups other than amino-acyl groups
Source: RefSeq, a predicted model, not a curated record